Messenger RNA from Helicoverpa armigera (cotton bollworm), 2282 nucleotides. RefSeq lists its product as uncharacterized. NCBI's taxonomy places the organism in Eukaryota, Metazoa, Arthropoda, Insecta, Lepidoptera, Noctuidae. Bases 467 to 2164 code for a protein of 565 amino acids. The transcript has 3 exons. The record is from RefSeq and is a predicted model, not a curated record.
GCCCCUUCUUCGAAAUUUACGUUUCUAGAUCGAGUUGUUUUCAGAGAAAUCACCAUAUUUAAAUCCGCAAAAAAAUAUAUAGUAUAGAUACAUCUUUGAUGUAGUGACUUUUUUUGUUAAAAACACAUUAUUUAACAUUUCACUCGAUAAAAAAAAAAGCUGAAGUAAAGUCGAUUUUGAAAGUAUUUUAAGUUUUAUGAGACUUGGGAGAACGCAACUUUUAUGAAAAUUUUACAUUUCAUUUACUAAUCGGGUUUGACAGGGAUAUUAUUAGAUAAAUUUGUAAUAUGGCAAAUUAUUUUUUUAAUAUAAAAUAAAUACGUGAAAACGGCACGCGCGCGUCGCGCGCACCGCGCCAGUGUCCUGCCGGACGUCGUCAAGGGAGGACCUAUGCAACUUUUGCUCGCGACCACAAAUUAUCGAUGCCGCGCGCGUAAAUAAACGUGUUGUAUUAUAAGUAAUUAAAAUGGCGAAUAGAAAGAACAAAAUUAAGAAAAAAAGGGUAUCUGAAGUGAAGAAAAUCCGAAAAUGUAUUGCUGCUCUGAGACCACGUACCGAAAAAGGUACUUUGAUGUCCAAAACAAGUACCGAUGGGCACUCUAAAGAAGGACAGGAUGCAAAAACUAGGGAUGACGAAGAUAAUUCCAUGAUUGUUGAAACUGAAAACCAUGAAGACAAACUUCAAAAGACAACUGGAAAAGACAAAGAUGAUUCCAUUAUUGUUGAAACUGAAAAUCAAGAAGAGGAAGAUGAUUACUAUACCGUUGAACCUGAAAUUCAAGAAGACCAGUUCCAAACAGUGACAGGACGACGCGUUAUUGAUAUCAAUUAUUUAUUUAGUCAAUUACAAGAAAAAGCACGUCACAACAACUUGUUCGACUGCAAACAGGAAAAUUUUCAGCUAAUCAGUGAAAAAAGAAUUGGCUUAAUUUCAGUAUUUAAAUUUGAAUGUAAUAUUUGUAAACAACUUUGCUUUAUAAAUUCCGAAAAGACUGAGUCAAAAGUUAAUGUAAAUAUCGCAGCCACCACUGGCAUGGUAGCAACAGGGAUUGGCUACUCACAAUUCGAAGAGCUUUUUUCUGCAAUGAACAUUCCCGUAUUUUCUACAAAUUAUUACAAUCAACUCCAGGAUAAAGUGUACGAAUGUUGUGAAAAAACAGCAGCCGCAUCGAUGCAAGAUGCCGCAGAAGAAGAAAAGAAAUUGGCUAUCGCAGAAGGUCGCACCAAAAAUGGCAUACCAGUAAUUGAUGUUUACGUGGAUGCUUCUUGGUGUGCAAGAUCGUAUGGAUCGAAUUAUAAAGCUGCAUCUGGAACUGCAGCAAUUAUCGGUAGAAGGACCGGUAAAAUAAUUUUUCUGGCUGUAAAAAAUAAAUACUGCCUCGUGUGCGCCCGCGCAGAGAACAAAAAUGUCGCUCCUAACGAGCACAAAUGUUUUAAAAAUUUCCAUGGUUCGUCAUGUUCAAUGGAGGGCCAGAUAAUUGCAGAGGGUUUCAAACUUUCCAUUUCCAUGUAUGGAAUAAUUUACAAAAGAAUGAUUGCAGACGGAGACGCCUCGACAUACGCAAAAGUACUAAAAGAAAAUCCAUAUAAAGACCAAAAUAUUACAGUAGAGAAAAUUGAGUGCAGAAAUCACAUAUUGAGAAAUUUAUGCAAAAAAUUACGUAGUCUAGUUUCAGAAACAAAAUACCUUUUAGCUCAUCGAAAAACUUUGACAGAUGUGAAAAUUAUGUCAAUGAGGAAAGCAAUAGUAAGGUCAGUUAUACACCAUAAUAAAAAUCUUAAGGACGAUGCUGUAACUAUCCUUCACAGUGAUAUAAUCAAUUCUGUAGCGCAUGCAUACGGCGAUCACAGGAUGUGUCAGGAUUAUAACUGUGACAAAGAAAAACUGUAUAGCGACGGACUGAAAACCAUUCGAAAUUCAACAUUUCUGUUCCGGAUAAAUUCGAUUAUUUCUAAUGUGGCAGUAAAAUCACGAAGUUUAAUAGAGAACGUUAUAGUUCGGCCGUUCAGAGAAUGCGUUCCUGACACCUAUCAGUUAGUCAGGACUAGUGAUGGGCACAACAUAACACUGAGUUCGUUACCGUUCCCCCAAAAUAAACCGCCGCAUUAUUUUAAGAUUAUUUUCGUUUUAAAUUGGCGGAAUCAUUUAAAAUUUAUAUUUUAGUUAUUUAAGUGGAAACCAAAAAAAGGUAAUAUUCAUAUAAUAAAAUCGUUUUAUUUAUUCUUUGUUACAAAGUUACAAUCUGUAUUUCUAUGCAAUAAAGUAAGUACAUUGAAUUGAA